This is a messenger RNA of Punctularia strigosozonata HHB-11173 SS5, 1482 nucleotides long. RefSeq lists its product as uncharacterized. Bases 241 to 1308 code for a protein of 355 amino acids. The transcript has 6 exons. The record is from RefSeq and is a predicted model, not a curated record. Lineage: Eukaryota; Fungi; Basidiomycota; Agaricomycetes; Corticiales; Punctulariaceae.
CCGCUCUCGUCGCUCGUCUCCGUGUCAUCGCCACUCUCGCAGUGCAUGACUCCCUACGCAGCAUCCGACAUCUAACCUCUUCAGAACCCAUCUCACGCUCCUUCCUCAGAGACCAUCGCGGUCUUGUAAGUCGGUGCACUCCGGCCUUUGCGACUCGUGAACUGGACGUGCUUAGUCCUCAAGGGUUGGCACUUCACAACGCCCCUGCUCAAUCUCUGGGUUCGACGCGCAGCUCUCGCGAUGCCAGCCGCCGACUAUGGGCCAAUUGCCGGUAACGAGACGGACAGUCAGAUCGGGGAUGACCGCUUCUGGAUCCAUGCCUCGGUCAUCUAUGGCCUAUUCUAUGGCAUUCACGUUUGCAUUUACUGCAUCACGGCCUACUUCGUACUGCAGCGCAAAAUCGCCAAGCGGACGAACAUGUUCCUGUUUCUGCUUAUUACGGUCCUACUAGGGACCGGGUCGACCGUGUUCGCGGCGUCUACCAAACUCCUGGAACUCAUGUUUGUGGACAACCGUAAUUAUCCAGGCGGGGUAAACAGCUGGUACGAGGAUGUUGGGCAGACUACCAGCUGGAUCGUCCUCUCGAACGCGGCGUAUUUCUUCUCAGAGAUGUUCGCGGAUGGGUUCCUGCUUCAUCGUUGCUGGAUAGUGUGGAAUAAGAAUUACUGGGUUAUGAUCCUUCCUUCGCUCAUGUACCUGUACCUCAUGGGCCUCGGUUUCCCUCUCAUGUGUGUUCCGUCAUUGACAUCGCUAUGGUUCAACUUGGCUCUCAUCUCGUCAUGGUUUGGCGGUGCCGCCGCUCUCAAUAUCCUCCUCACCCUCCUCAUCGGCGGCCGCUUGGUAUGGCAUACUCGAGAGCUUCGGCGCACGUUCGGCGCCGGUCAUGGCGCGCACUAUCUUUCCGUAACCGAGAUCGUCGUCGAGUCCGCCGCGACUUAUGCCGCUCUUGAGAUCCUCUUUAUCUGCUUCUUCGCGCGCAACAACAGCCUACUCGCUAACGCAUUGGCAUGGCCAAUACUAACACAAGCUGUGUGUAUCGCGCCCGACCUCAUCAUCCUCCGAGGCGUCCUAAAAUCUGCCACAAGGGGAUCGCAACCCUCCGCGUACAGCAAUCCGGCGAGCACCUACCAGGGCGGGGCCACCGCCCGCACGAUGCUAUCAGCGACCGCGGCACGCCAUAACAGCAUCCACCUCAACUCGAUGCAGGUCAAAGUCGACGAGGAAGUCGUUCACGAUAACGACUCUAUGUACGACCCCGAGAUCGGCCACACACCGAAAGCACGGGAGUUCUUGCAACGUGACCUGUAGAAGUUAAUGCGCUUUGGGUAUUUAUCUUUGUCUGGCGGCUUUGAUUUGUGGAGUCUAUCUAGAGUUGUUGUUGUGCUGUAUCCCGUCGUAAGGACGCUGAUGUUGUUACUCGCUGUUGCACCCACCUGUACCCUAAUGACUAGUUCUCGUAUGCGUUGACCAUAUGCAUGUCUC